Messenger RNA from Colletotrichum truncatum, 591 nucleotides. The record is from RefSeq and is a predicted model, not a curated record. Lineage: Eukaryota; Fungi; Ascomycota; Sordariomycetes; Glomerellales; Glomerellaceae.
AUGCCCAAAUACCUAGGCGACUAUUGCGAUGUCUACCUGACGCACGAUUCCAUGAGCGUGCGGAAGGCCCACAACAGCGGUCGUAACCAUUUGCGCAACGUUGUCGACUACUAUCAACAAAUCGGUCACGAAAAGGCCCAGUCUGUCAUCGAUUCCAUCACCUCCUCCUAUGCCGCCGAAGGCCAAGCGCACAACAACCCCAUGCUGCCCCAGAACCAACCGGGCCAGGCCUUCCCGCCGCCGUUCCCCUUCCCUGGAGGUGUACCACCUCCCUUUCCCGGCAUGCCCGCAGGCGCGCCCCCUUUCCCUCAAGGCAUGAUUCCUCCUCCUGGUCCAGGUGGUCGCGGAAUGCCAUCCAUGCCCCCCUUUCCUCCCGGUCCCAACGGCUCGCCCAUGCCGCCCGGUGGCCUGCCUUUCCCCCCUCCAGGAGGUCUCCCCUUCCCACCUCCCGGAGCGCCAGGCUCCCUUCCCCCGCCCAACUUCCAGUUCCCCGGCAUGCCACCGCCGGGCCCUGGCGGCUUCCCCCCUGGAGCGCCGCCUCCCGGUGCGUUCCCACCUGGUAGCGCACCUCCGGGGCAAGAGCAGCGGUAA